Durusdinium trenchii is the source of this 2244-nucleotide messenger RNA. The record is from the annotation of a GenBank genome assembly. NCBI's taxonomy places the organism in Eukaryota, Dinophyceae, Suessiales, Symbiodiniaceae.
AUGGUUGGCUUACGUUGGUACUCUGUUUUCGUGUACGUGGAAGCCUUUGGCGGUCUGGACAAUGAUGGUGCCCUAUAUGGACCCAUGCGUUUCCAAGUUCCUGCGUCCUCGAACUCGUUUGCUGUGCAGCCAAGCAAUUCGAGUCUUACGAAGGAUGGGCUCACAGUGAGAUUCACACCAAGGGCAUCUGCAGGUUGGGGCUACGUGAUGAUUGCUGCAGAGGCAGACUACGCCACGCUCACUGUAGAGAACAUCAAGGCAUUUAUGAGCGCCGUGGGUGAUGCUACUUGCAAAUGGAAUGGCUUCGUGAACAAUAUGGCCAGCAGUGUCGUUCUGACCGGGUGUCGGCUGUAUGGCAAUGCUGAAUAUCGUCUGUUCGUGUACAUCGAGGAUGGGCACCUGCGAGAUGAUGGCGUCCUUGCGGAACCGAUCCAAUUGCAUGUUCCACCAUCCAAUGACUUCACAGGAGUCUACCCUUAUCCCAGACUCGAUGCCACGCCAAGCACCAUCACGGUGUCUAUCGAGUUUGAGCCCCGCGAGGCCACUGGCAUGGUUUGGGGUGUGGUGAUCCCUGAGACCCUGGCCAUCUCCGCAACUGUGGCGGGCAUCAAAGCAGGAACCAACGCGCUUUGCAGCAGGGCCAGUUUGGCCAUUGUGGGUGGACUCCAAUCCUUCACUAUUGACAGCUGCGUACUUGCUCUGGAUGUCCUAUACAAGGCCAUGGUGUACAUUGAAGAUGGCGGCGCAGACAACGACGGAAGGAUUGGACCAGGCAUUGAUGUCAUGGUGCCCACCAAUGGAACGACCAAUACCUUCAGCGCAUAUCCCAAGCUCGUGAUGAUCGAUGGAGCUCUGGCCAGCAGCGAUGGCAUCACUUUCACUUUCUCCGCCAACAAUCCAGAUGGACGCUUGUGGGCUAUGGUGGUUCCAAACCAUGUGGGCGACUGCAUGACUGUCAGGUCAAUGAAGUUUCUACGUGAUGCACUUUGCAGUCGCUGGAACUAUGUCAUCAACGACCAGACUCAAAGCAUCACUUUGACAGGCUGCAAUUUGAAAGGUGGUGACAUGUAUCGGCUCUUCGCAUACGUCGAGGGAGUCUCCAAUGGUGAUGAUGGGGUCCUGGCGCCAGCAGUGGUGUUUGCAGUUCCGUACACAAACACCUUUGUGGUGGAACCAAGCGUGGUGGACGACCUGGUAUCUCCUGACGGCUUUCAACUGAUGUUUCAAGCAUCUGAGUUCGAGGGUAAGGUUUGGGCCAUGGUCGUGUCCAAUAUCCACGAGCAGUGGGUGGAUCCCAAUGCCAUCAAGGUGGGCACCUACUCUUUGGGCAGUGCCCUUUGUCACAUCCAAGGGGAGGUGAUCAGUGGCAUGAACGAGACAAUCACGAUGUCUCAAUGUGCACUCCAACGUGGUGUGUCAUACAAGGCUUUCGCUUACGUGGAGGGCUUGAAUUCUUCCUAUACUGAUGGUCAAGCCUCAGCUGCCAUAUCUGUGCUUGUUCCGCCAGUUUCGAUGAAGUUUCAAUCACUUCCCAUGCUGGCUCAAACUGUGCUCACGGAUCAAAUUUCUUUCACUUUCACCGCGCAGGCGAUGGACCAGGGUGCUACAGCCACCGUCACCGGCAACUUUUGGGCCAUGGUGGUCACAGAGUUGCAAGCGGCGCUGUUGACGCGCACAUCGGUGAAGAUCCUCACGGGUGCUUUGGGUGGCACCACGUGCCGAAUUGAUGGUCAAAGCACGGUGGGUGGAACUCCUGUGGUGACCCUCAGUCAGGUUCCGGUGACCUUGCAGGAUUGCCAAUUGCGACAUGGCACCAACUACCAAUUGGUGACCUAUGUGGAGGAUACGAACAAUCGAACCGAUGGAACUCUCUACUUCGUUCCAAUCCAAACACCACCAGGCAUCUCGAAUGGCUUCAUCGACUUCCCCAUCGUGGCCAACGCCACGGAAAGCAUGGUGACCUUGUCCUUCACAGCCUCCAAUCUGGUGGGAACUGCUUGGAUUCUCAUUUUGUCGGCGGGCGACGUGGGUUCAGCCACGGCUGCUUCUGUCAUGGCCGGAACUGGUGCACUGGGCGGCUCCCUUUGCCAGCUGGAGAUGACCAUCGACAACACUCCGACAGAGGUCAACAUGGACAACUGCUCGUUGGCCUUCUCCAUGGACUACGCAGUAAUGGUCUAUGUGGCCGAUGUUGGCAUGCAUGACGAUGGUCACUUCUAUUCCUCAGGUCAUGACCAGUGCUGA